GCAGGCACAAGCCAGUGGACUUACCUCAUCACUUCAGCUUGCUGGCUUCAGUGGCUUACUCCAUGUGAACGGUUCUAGUUGUUUUCUUCUUCGUACGGCAAAAGCUCUGAACUGUGAAGUGAAUCAGUGAAUCAAAUGGCUAACCAUAACGGUUCUCAUCAAGGAUGCUGCAAAACGGGUCCUGGCUAUGCUACACCACUUGAAGCCAUGUCCGGUCUCAGAGAGACUCUCAUUUAUGUCACUGCUGUCUACACUGGAACAGGAGUACAGAAGCCUGAUUAUCUGGCCACAGUGGAUAUAGAUCCAAACUCCCCAACUUAUUCAAAAGUCAUUCAUAGGCUACCUGUUCCCUAUUUAGGCGACGAAUUGCACCAUACUGGGUGGAAUUCAUGCAGCUCCUGCCAUGGUGAUCCAUCCGCAGAGCGACGAUUUCUUGUUGUACCUGGACUGGUAUCAGGUCGCAUAUAUGUGGUUGACACAAAAACAAAUCCAAGAGCACCAUCUUUGCAUAAAGUUGUUGAGCCCUCAGAUAUCAUAGAGAAGACUGGAUUAGCUUUUCCACACACAUCUCAUUGCCUUGCCUCCGGCGAUGUAAUGGUUUCGUGUCUUGGAGAUAAGGAUGGAAAUGCUAAAGGAAAUGGAUUUCUUCUUCUUGAUUCAGAUUUUAAUGUGAAAGGAAGGUGGGAGAAACCAGGGCACAGUCCAACAUUUGGGUAUGACUUUUGGUAUCAACCACGUCACAAUACUAUGAUCAGCACAUCGUGGGGUGCUCCUGCUGCCUUUACCAAAGGCUUUAACCUGCAGCAUGUCUCUGACGGAUUAUACGGGAGGCAUCUCCAUGUGUACAACUGGCCUGGGGGCGAACUGAGACAAACACUGGACCUUGGUGAUUCAGGGCUCUUACCAUUGGAGAUAAGGUUCCUGCAUGAUCCUUCCAAAGACACAGGUUUCGUUGGCAGUGCAUUGACUAGUAACAUGAUUCGAUUUUUCAAGACCAAGGAUGGAUCAUGGAGCCAUGAGGUUUCCAUAUCAGUGAAACCACUUAAAGUGCAAAACUGGAUUCUUCCCGAAAUGCCUGGACUUAUAACUGAUUUCCUUAUCUCUCUCGACGACCGGUUUCUGUACUUUGUAAACUGGCUUCAUGGAGAUAUAAGACAGUACAAUAUUGAGGAUGUUAACAAUCCUGUACUUACUGGCCAAGUAUGGGUUGGUGGACUUAUUCAGAAAGGUAGCCCUGUGGUAGCAGUAGGGGAAGAUGGUCAAACUUGGCAAACUGAUGUGCCAGAAGUUCAGGGCAAAAAGUUGAGAGGCGGCCCUCAGAUGAUUCAGUUGAGUCUGGACGGUAAGAGGCUAUAUGUUACAAACUCACUGUUCAGUACAUGGGAUAAACAAUUUUAUCCAGAGCUUGUGGAGAAAGGAGCACACAUGUUGCAGAUUGAUAUUGAUUCUGAGAAAGGUGGUCUCAAGGUUAAUCCAAACUUCUUUGUUGACUUUGGAGCUGAGCCUGAUGGCCCUUCCCUUGCUCAUGAGAUGAGAUAUCCUGGUGGCGACUGCACUUCAGAUAUAUGGAUUUAAUUAAAUUAAACCAUAUGUAUCAUAUUUGUAAGAAACGUGUCUUAUGUUGUUUUGUAAUCAGCUACAAUUACGAUCUUCUUCAAGUAUGACAUAUUAUUCUGGAUGAAUUAACUAAAUAAGUUGUACCCCCAAAGCUCUCUUUAGGGAGGUUGCUAAUAAAUUGGGUCUAUUGAAAUCA
Arachis duranensis is the source of this 1753-nucleotide messenger RNA. Its product is annotated as selenium-binding protein 1. The coding region runs from base 136 to 1575 and encodes 479 amino acids. The transcript is spliced from 7 exons. NCBI's taxonomy places the organism in Eukaryota, Viridiplantae, Streptophyta, Magnoliopsida, Fabales, Fabaceae. The record is from RefSeq and is a predicted model, not a curated record. Gene Ontology annotation, molecular function: selenium binding.